Molecule: messenger RNA, 134 nt
Organism: Spirometra erinaceieuropaei
Lineage: Eukaryota; Metazoa; Platyhelminthes; Cestoda; Diphyllobothriidea; Diphyllobothriidae
Source: the annotation of a GenBank genome assembly
AUGUCUCCCCCUCCACAUCUGCCUUGCCGCCAACGUCGAAAAUCAACACUAACCGCACUCCUGAACCCCGACUACCACCCGCCGCCGCCGCCGCCGCCGCCGCCGCCGCCGCCGCCGCCGCCUCCUCCUCCUCC